Molecule: messenger RNA, 2704 nt
Organism: Diceros bicornis minor
Lineage: Eukaryota; Metazoa; Chordata; Mammalia; Perissodactyla; Rhinocerotidae
Gene: FASTKD3
Product: FAST kinase domains 3
Exons: 4
Coding region: 898-2661 (587 amino acids)
Biological process (GO): regulation of mitochondrial mRNA stability; mitochondrial RNA processing
Cellular component (GO): ribonucleoprotein granule; mitochondrial matrix
Molecular function (GO): RNA binding
Source: RefSeq, a predicted model, not a curated record
GCUUGGGCUUGGUUGUCGUAGCCUGGGAUGCAUGGUCCCGCGGCGUCGCUGAGGCUCCCGUGCUGCUCUGGCCCGUCCGCGGGGUGCUUGAGCCCCGGGCCCGUGCGGGUCUUUCAUUCCGUGGAGGUCGCGGUCCCCGGGGCGCCCCGUCCGCUCUGUCCUGCCUUCAUGCUGCGGAUUCCAAGCAAGGUGUUGGGUCUGGAGCGGCCACCGCCCUUCCCCCUUCAUUGACCCGCCUCGUUUUACUUUUUUAAGAUCCUACUUCUUUUUUGCGUUUACAAAACUGAAAGUGUUUCUUCCUCAAUCCUGGCCACACUCUAACUCCCCGGGGAAACCUACAUCUCAGAGCCCUUGAAGCGCGCUUUUUACUCUUACUUUGCGUCGACCUGUACGAAUUUUGGCCACUUUACCCUUUGCCCUUUUUGAGUAUAUUUAACCAAACACAAUUCCUUCCAUUAACCAACAAUAGAAGGCGUGUUUAGGAUCUAGACUGCCUGAGAUUGAAUCCCAGCCCUGCCACUUACUAGCUGUGUAAACUGGACAAAAUAACUUCUUUGUGCUUCAAUUUCUUCUUCUUUAAAAUGACCAUAUGAGUAUUUAAUUCAUUGUAUCGUUGGGAGCAUUAAUUAAGUUAGUAAAUGGUAAAGCACAACACUGCUUAACAAAUGAUAUUGAUGAUGAUUGUUAGAUGCCGGCCCCGUUUCUGAGCUCCAGGAGGCAGACUCUGCUCUUCUGGUGCUUAUGUUUUAGUGGGAAAUAUUUAUGAAUCACUUCGUUUAGGUACUCAUCCUUAGUUUCAUAAGGAUUCAUGUUGUUGAGUGAGUCAUGUUCUCAAUAUAUUUGACCAUGUUUUUUAUUCUUUAGUUACAAAUCAAGAGGAAUCGAGAAUCUGAUGGCAUGGCUUUAAUUACCUUGCGCAGGAACCUUUGUCAUUUAUCUGAUUUUCGGAUACAUGGAGCUCUGGCUGCUCUGAAAAAUCAACCUGUAAAUCAUGUUCACAAGGUCGUCAGGGAGCAUCUGUGUCCAUGGUUCUGUUCCUUACAACCUGAGCCUUUCAGGGUCAGGUUCCAUCACGCCUGUUGUAAAAAGUUCCAUUCAGAAAAUGGAAAUGACCUUCAUUCAGCUGGUGAGCCGGUGUUCUCUCAAGUACAUGAUUGGGACAGGCUUGAACAAAAUCUUAAAAACGUGGAUGAACAGAUAUUUUACAGGAGACUAAACAACUUCACCUCAUCAGAAGAACUGUUACAUUUUAUAAGCACACUGCAAACUUUGCCUGAUACGAUGGCAGCAGGAGCCUUGAAACGGAUUUGUGAAGUGGAAAGAAAAGAUGGCGAUCAAAGGCUGCCAAAAGAAAUACUAGAGAAUAGUGUCUUUCAAGCUUUAUGCAUUCAGUUUGAACAGGAACCUUCAAAUCUGUCAAACACUGGUUUGGUGACUGCUUUGCAGGCCCUGACUCUGUUGUAUGUGGAUUCCCAAAGUAGCCUGUUACUGAACCUGCUGGCAGAAUGCCAGCGUCGUCUCCAAAGGGGUGACCUAGAAGUUCACAGUCUUUGUGUUCUGGGGGAAAGUCUCAUUAAACUGCAAGGUCCAGGUUGUGCAGCACUAGAACUGGUUAUAUGUCAACUGCAAGGUGAAAAAUUGGAAAAAUUUACCCCCGGGGGUAUUGUGGCCCUUUAUAGAAUACUGCAGGCAUGUCCUGAAAAAGUGGACCAACACCAGACGUUUCUAAAUAAGAUAAACAACUUUUCUCUGUCAAUAGUUUCCAACCUGAGUCCUACAUUGAUAAGCCAAAUGCUCACUGCCCUAGUGGUUCUUGAUCAAACUCAGGCACUUCCUCUGUUUAUAAAAUUGGGUAAAUGUGUUGUGAGGCAUAUCCCUCAUUUCACUAAUGAAGAACUCGUAAAAGUCUUAGAGGCUUUCAUAUACUUUGGGCACAAUGACAGGUUUUUUACAAAAGCCCUAGAGCAACACGUGGCCUCACUGUGUCUCACCUUGGAUCCUGAGGUUGUCAGCAAAGUUAUGGAGUACUGUGGUCGAAAACUGAUUCUUUCAAUACCCAUCCUCGAUGCAGUGGCAGAAACUUUUGUUUGCCAAUCAGAAAAAUUUUCACCUAGUCAAAUUUCUGAGUUAAUAGAACCAUUUGGGAAACUCAAUUAUUUGCCACGAAACGCCUCUGCUUUAUUUAGAAAACUAGAGAAUAUGGUACUUGCUCAUUUCAAUUAUUUUCCACCCAAAACACUAUUGAAACUUCUCCAUUCAUGUUCGCUUAUCGAAUGCCAUCCGGUCAACUUUAUGGCAAAAAUAUUCAGCCCUUAUUUUCUUCAACAGCUGCAAGGUGAUGAAUCAUACUUGGACAGACUGAGCCUGGCACAACUGACCCAGCUUUUCUUAACCUCGAUCCUAGAAUGCCCUUUCUAUAAGGGUCCAAAACUUCUUCCUAAAUAUCAAGUGAAGUCAUUUCUCACUCCGUGCUGCUCCCUGGAGACCCCUGUGGACUUCCAGCUUUAUAAAUCUGUGAAGACUGGGCUGAUCGAUCUCCUAGGAGCAAGGGUGUAUUUUGCUUCAAAAGUGUUAACGCCCUAUCGUUACACGAUAGCCUUCAGCCCACUUGGUAAAUGCAGUGUGGAAGAAAUCAGAACAAGGAGGAGUGAAGGAAGAUAAUGUUUGUGAGGGUAUCACACGAAGAAUUUUUCCUUUCUUGUCU